CGGAAGUUGCUCACAAUUUUUUAAACUCUUAUUUUUAUUGCGGUGCUCACGUUGACAUUUUCAUCCUCGUGUGUAUUUCGUCCUAUGAACUUGUUUUUUUACGUGUUUUGUUGUGGUUGUAACGCUGAGUCCCAUUGUUUUUUCGUUUCACGCGUUUCCUGGAAGCAGAAAAGCCGCCAAGGUCCGUUAGCAUGUGCUAACCCGCGCUAACUAGUAAACAGCGACGUUGCGUUGAAGCCAAGUCUGGAAAUAGUCCUUUUUACAGUCUUUCUGUCGUACGUUUGUUUCGCUUAUCGUCUUCCACUCCACAUCCAGAUGAGUGAGCAGAAGGAGAAUAAGGACGUCAACGUCAAGAUGUCUGAGAACGAAGAGAAAAGGGUGGACUCCAAUGUCAAAUGGCGCCCCGCUGGAGAGACAACUUCUCCAGCAUCAGAGUCAAUUCAGGACUUCAGUCAUCCAGUCUACAAAGAAAUUGCCGUUGCCAAUGGACACAUCAACAGAAUGACUAGGGACGAGCUACGGACCAAGUUGGCAGAACUGAGUUUGGACACGAGAGGAGUGAAGGACGUGAUGAAGAAGAGGCUGAAGAGUCACUACAAGCGGCAGAAGCUGCAGCAAACGGCAACAGAGGGAGCAGCCGCCGACGCCUACUACGACUUCAUCUGCGUGGUGGACUUUGAAGCCACCUGCGAAGAGCUGAAUCCUCCCGGCUUCAUGCACGAGAUCAUCGAGUUUCCCAUGGUGCUCAUCGACACACACACCCGGAAGAUAGUCGACACUUUUCAGGAAUAUGUGAAACCGGAGCUGAACCCACAGCUGUCGGACUUCUGCGUCAGUUUAACCGGAAUCACUCAGAAAAUGGUGGAUGAUGCUGAUCCGUUCCCAGUCGUCCUCCAGCGGGUGGUGGAGUGGCUUCAGAACCGAGAACUGGGCACCAAGUACAAAUAUGCCUUUCUGACAGAUGGAGCCUGGGACAUGAGCAAGUUCCUCAACAUUCAGUGUCGAAUCAGUCGGAUCAAAUAUCCGCAGUUUGCAAAGAAGUGGAUCAACAUUCGCAAAUCGUAUAGGAACUUCUACAAGCUGCCCAAAACUCACACCAACCUGAGGAGCAUGCUGGAGCGCCUGGGCCUGACCUACGAGGGCAGACCUCACUCGGGCCUGGACGACUCGCGCAACAUCGGCAGGAUCGCCGUGCGGAUGCUGCAGGAUGGCUGCGAGCUGCGCGUCAAUGAGCGGAUGCACUCGGGCAAGCUGCUGUCGGUGCCGAGCUCUGCGCCUGUAGAGGGAGCCGACCCGCCUCGGAUCCCUCGCAGCAGGGACUAGGGUCCGGAUCCUCAGGAGAAAAAGAUACUGUUUGCACUUUGACCUCCCCAAUCCUUGGAUGGAUUUUUAAAUACUUUCACGAUUGUCUUUGUGCCAACCUUCUGUUAUGUCCUCAUUUUAUCGCCCGGAGUCAACGGUGUCACAGAUCAAGGAGCCUGAACUAACUGCCCAAAUGCUCCUGUGGUUUGAGUGCUACAUGCUCGCGGUCAAAUCUGUAUGAAAUUAUCUUCUUGUUUUUGGAUUGGAGACGACAUGUGUCAAACCUCUCAACAUUUCAAAAUACCGUGCUUUAAACAGACGUCCUAUUCUGUGAUCUUUUAUAUGUUUUUAUUUCACAGAGUCUGUCCUAUUUUGACAGAAAUAAAUUUUCUGCCGAAUGUUGAA
This is a messenger RNA of Synchiropus splendidus (mandarinfish), 1707 nucleotides long. It is a transcript of the gene eri1, whose product is annotated as exoribonuclease 1. Gene Ontology annotation, molecular function: 3'-5'-RNA exonuclease activity; nucleic acid binding. Gene Ontology annotation, cellular component: nucleolus; cytoplasm. The coding region runs from base 316 to 1323 and encodes 335 amino acids. The transcript has 7 exons. Gene Ontology annotation, biological process: exonucleolytic trimming to generate mature 3'-end of 5.8S rRNA from tricistronic rRNA transcript (SSU-rRNA, 5.8S rRNA, LSU-rRNA). Lineage: Eukaryota; Metazoa; Chordata; Actinopteri; Syngnathiformes; Callionymidae. The record is from RefSeq and is a predicted model, not a curated record.